AGCGGGAAAAUAUUAUUACAAAUGGGAUUUCGGUGGGUGUAGAGAUGGACAACUGCAGAAAUGAGAACAUAGACGAUACUCUUCAUCACCGAAUUAUAAUUUCAUUAUUAGUGAGCAACAUAUACCAGUCCCCUCUCCAGGAGGGUCAGGGGUCAGGGUCGCAGAGUCCCGGAGACUUGUGGUUAAUUAUAAUAAUUAAAUAUGAGGUUCUGUUUAAAUGAACGAAUGUCUGGACCUGCUCCGUGUUAACAAGAACAUCUACCCAAAAGCUGAGUGUUCUGGCUGAGAGAGAGAGAGAGAGCGAGAUGAAAAAAAAAAGAAGAAAAAAAAAAUCUCUUCACGCUUUUGCAUGUGACGCAUGCGCACUCAGGAAUCCAACUGGCUCGCGUUAAGUCGAAGCAGACGGACGUGAUCGAGCCCCCCCCAAACAAUCACCUGUAUUCUGGCAUUCAUGGUGACACAUCCAUGGGCUCAGAGCGGGUGGAGAUGCGAAAGAGACAGAUGCAGGUUCAUCAGGAAGCAGCUGCCAGUGUCCUCCAAGCCAGCCAGAGAAUGGGAAACACCCCGGCCAACGCCUCCAACGCCUGCUGCUUCUGCUGGUGCUGCUGCUGCAGCUGCUCCUGUUUGACCGUCAGAAGCGAAGAUGAAACGAUCCAGAGGACGACCUUCGAACGCAGGACUGAGGGAACGACCAACUGUGAAGAAAACCCAAAGCCUUCUCGGGAGGACGCCCUCUCCUGGGGCAUUUCGUUUGAGAGGGUGAUGAAAAGCGCGGCCGGUCGCAACUGUUUCAGACAGUUCCUGCAGACGGAGUUCAGCGAGGAGAACAUGAUGUUCUGGCUGGCCUGCGAGGAGCUGAAAAUGGAGACCAACAAGACCGUGGUGGAGGAGAAGGUCAGGCAGAUAUACGAGGACUUCAUCUCCAUCCUGUCGCCUAAAGAGGUCAGCCUGGACUCCCGAGUCAGAGAGGUCAUCAACCGCAACAUGCUGGAGCCCACCUCGCACACCUUUGAGGACGCCCAGCAGCAGAUCUACACCCUGAUGCAGAGAGACUCGUACCCUCGUUUCAUCAACUCCACGACGUACACAGAUCUGCUGAAGAGCCUGGAGGAACCUUCUCCUCCUCCUCCUCCUGCUGCUGCUACUCCUGCUCUUCCUCCUCCUCCUCCUGAGCCAUAAACUGCUGCUGCCCACACACAAUUACACACAAUUACACACACACACACAAUCUUAGCUUUUAUAAAACGGCGCAUGCGUCCCACCAGAAAGGAGUUGUUCCUGUGUUCCUGCCGAUGGGAGUCGUGGUGUUUAGAGAAAACUUCUAUAACUUAAACCCAGCUGAUCAUGUUCCCACCAUUGACCGACCAAAACCCAUGGAGCAACAAGAACAAAGGCUUGGUCCAGCA
This is a messenger RNA of Cynoglossus semilaevis (tongue sole), 1406 nucleotides long. RefSeq names its product regulator of G-protein signaling 20. Lineage: Eukaryota; Metazoa; Chordata; Actinopteri; Pleuronectiformes; Cynoglossidae. The record is from RefSeq and is a predicted model, not a curated record. The transcript is spliced from 5 exons. Bases 466 to 1179 code for a protein of 237 amino acids.